AUGAAUAAAAAUACAGAAUUUUCAACCUCAGAGCAGCCAUAUAUAGCACAAACAGAAAAAUUCUUCCAUGGAGGAAAAAUAGCAAUUAUUAUGGUUGGGCUUCCAGCUCGUGGAAAAACACAUCUUUCAGUAUCAAUAUGUCGAUAUUUAAGAUGGCUUGGUGUUAAAACUCAUGUUUUUCAUUUAGGAGACUAUAGACGAAAAAAUUUGAAAAAAGGAGAAGUUUUGCCAGAAGAUUACUUCUAUGCAAAUCCAUCUGAAAAAACUAAAGAAUUUCGUAAUUCAGUGCUUUCAUGCUGUAAAAUAGAUAUAAUAAAGUUUUUCGAUUCUGAAGAGGGUCAAGUUGCUAUUUAUGAUGCAGUUAACCCUAGAAUCUCAGAUCGCCAAGGAUUAGCUACUUUUUUUGCAGAAAAGAAUAUUCAGCCACUUUUUAUAGAAUCACUUUGUGAUGAUCCAGAUAUAAUUGAGGAAAAUGUUAGAAAUUUAAAAAUAUCAUCACCAGAUUAUGCUGGGUGGAAACCAGAAGAUGCUGUUAAAGAUUAUUUUCUACGUAUUAAAAAUAGAAUACCAAUUUAUGAAACAAUAGUAGAACAUGAUUUAAGUUAUAUUAAAAUCAUAAAUAUAAACCAAAAACUGAUAAUCAAUAAUGCAAAUAUUGGAUAUUUACACUCACGAAUCAUAUUUUAUUUGAUGAAUUUGCAUAUAAAACCAAGAGUUAUUUAUUUUGCUAGGGCUUGCAAUUCCUUACAUGAUUCCAAUUUUAAAAAAGAAGACGAUUUUUCAGAUCGAAAAAAAUACGAAUAUGCAACAGCACUUGUAAAUACAUUAUUAAAACAUCGAGAAACAUUGCAAAAUCAAUUAACUUCUGAUAAAAACAAAGAAAUAAAGGAUUUAAUGAUUUGGACACCCAUUAGUGAUAAAAUAUGUUAUAUUGCGGAUCUUUUACGAAAUAAUGGAUAUAUAAUAUACCAACGACCACAAUUACGACAAAUUAAUUUGGGCAUGGUUGAAGAUAUGACAUUAGAGGAAAUAAAAGAAAAAUAUCCUCUAGAAAUUCGAUGUUUUCAAGAAAAUCCAAAUACCCAUCGUUUUCCUCGUGGAGAAAGUAUGCACGACUUAAGGCAUCGACUUGAACCUGUUAUUUUUGAAAUUGAGAAAGAAAGUAAUGAUAUUCUCAUCGUUGCACAUAUUAGUGUUAUCAAACUUUUAUACGCUUAUUUUAUGAAUACACCAACUGAUAAAAUUCCAUUUCUAAAUUUACCAAAAAAUCAAAUCAUAAAAAUUAUACCCGGAGCUUAUAUUUGUACUGAAACAAGGAUACAUAUACCAAUCACUUUAUCUUAA
Messenger RNA from Pneumocystis murina B123, 1344 nucleotides. RefSeq lists its product as hypothetical. Gene Ontology annotation, biological process: fructose metabolic process; fructose 2,6-bisphosphate metabolic process. Gene Ontology annotation, cellular component: cytosol. The record is from RefSeq and is a predicted model, not a curated record. The transcript has 13 exons. Gene Ontology annotation, molecular function: ATP binding; fructose-2,6-bisphosphate 2-phosphatase activity; 6-phosphofructo-2-kinase activity. Lineage: Eukaryota; Fungi; Ascomycota; Pneumocystomycetes; Pneumocystales; Pneumocystaceae. The coding region runs from base 1 to 1344 and encodes 447 amino acids.